AUGGUCCAUCCGAGGGCUGAUUGGCUGGAGGCGCCAUCGACCGGACCGGCUGCCUCUCGCCAGGCCGAAUUGCCUUACUUGGCCUGCAAACUUUCCCUGAGUGUGCUUUCACGCUGUUUGUGGCUCCUGCUUCCCUCCUCUCGCCUAAACGGCCCGUGCCCCGGGUGGACCUUGGCAAUCUCUACGACCCAGACAGCUCAGCUAACUGUACCUGCAACCGGCCCAAGUGGACUAAUUGACUUGGUCACUUUCUUUGCCCCCGUUGUUGUAUGGCCCUUUUCGGAGAUGAGUGAGCCUGUUCAAAUGGCUGGCGAAUCGAUCCCAUAUCCUUCGAAUGAGGGUGAACUCACGCGUACAGACGACAGAUUGGCCCACAGUCCGGACUCGGUUGACGCGCUGAAAGAGGGUCUGGUUGCUGAGUCCCUUUGCCAGCUUAAGCUCGAUGAGUCUGAGGCUAGGUCGGGCGGAGCUGAGAAGAGUUCGGCCUCGAUUGGUGGCCUUCGGGAGGAGUCCGAAUGCAGCCUGGACGUGUCGUUGAGCCAUCCUACCACCGAGUUCGUAGAAGAGAGAAAAAGGAAGAAGCCGGAUCCGAAGGCUUCAAUUGACAAUGUUUGGAAUAUGAUGACGGUCCGCGUGGGCUAUGACAUAACAAGAAAAGUUUCGCCUAACACUCUACCUGUUUCAGGAGAGAGGAGCCUCGUCGUUGACGGAUUCAAAUUCACCAAGUCCCGUGACGGCAUGGGCGACAGGGUGUUCUGGCGGUGCUCGCGGAGAGAGUGCAAGGCCACUGCAGUCACUGUGUCCGAUCGCGUUGAGCAUGUUCGCUCCAUCCACACCCACGACCCGCCCUUGGCGGGCGAGUUCUUUGCCGCCGACUCUACCGACUCCCACCUACAAGAGGUGCGUCUGAGCGGAUCUCCCGGCAACUUGCUCUGGCAUAACUGCGGCAACCAGUCCGGCGUGGGCACCGCUGCGUUGCAGCGCCCUUCCGUGAUCCGCAAUUGUUCCAGCGCUGCCUGCACAUUCGGCGCACGCUUCAUCGGUCGUACGUCAAAGGGACCAAAUCACUCCUCUGGACCAGUCGUGGUCCUUGAGAGUGAAGAUGCACACAAGUCGGCAUCAUGA
Molecule: messenger RNA, 1125 nt
Organism: Protopolystoma xenopodis
Lineage: Eukaryota; Metazoa; Platyhelminthes; Monogenea; Polystomatidea; Polystomatidae
Source: the annotation of a GenBank genome assembly